This is a messenger RNA of Anopheles darlingi, 1400 nucleotides long. RefSeq names its product probable serine hydrolase. NCBI's taxonomy places the organism in Eukaryota, Metazoa, Arthropoda, Insecta, Diptera, Culicidae. The coding region runs from base 274 to 1251 and encodes 325 amino acids. The record is from RefSeq and is a predicted model, not a curated record. The transcript has 2 exons.
UGAGGAUGAGCAGACAACCCGGUUAACACGGAGACGAAGAUCAUUCGUUCGGUUGCGCUAAGCGAGAUGCUAAAAUUCCCAUCACCUCAGCCGCAAACGAUCGGAUAAAAUACAAUGUUACCCCUUCUCCUAGCGAAGAUCUUCAAAUUCGUCGCCCAUCCCAUGCGGAUGGCUUGAUAGCCUUAUUCACCAUCACUCAUUCGCACCAGUUGGUCGCACCGUUAGCUGCUGGAUCGUUAAACCACCAUCGACACCAGCAGCAGCAGCAGCAGCAUGGCGACCCCAGAAGCAAACCUACGAAUGGUACAACAAAACGACGAACUACACAAGGUCCGGGAGAUACGACUACCACUGCCCUUCGGGGACGUUGUGUGCAAAUGGUGGGGUCCUAGUGAUGUGCGACCGAUCGUAUGCCUUCACGGUUGGCUCGAUAAUGCCGGUUCAUUCGAUCGCUUGAUACCGCUGCUGCCCCGCGAGAUCAGCUUCCUGGCGAUCGAUCUACCUGGCCAUGGCCGAUCGGCUCACCUACCGGCCGGCGUUGCCUACAAUGCUCUCGACGUGCUUCGGUUGCUACUACACGUGAUGCAGCUGUACGGUUGGCAACGGAUUUCGCUCAUGUGCCACUCGAUCAGUGCCGUAAUGGCGUACGUGUUUGCCGGUAUUUUCCCGGAGCGUGUGGAGAUGUUGAUCUCGUUCGAUUUGGUGAAACCCUUCAUCCUGGAUCCCGAUAUGUCGCUCUUCUUGUUUGCUGAUUCUAUUCCCAAAACCCUCGACUUCGACACGUCCAAUCGUCAGGUUAAGCCUGCCAAGGCGUACCAGUACGAUCGACUCGUUGAGCACAUGCACACCGGAUUUCAGGAAUCGAUUAGCCGUGAAGCGUGUCACUAUCUGCUGUACCGGGCCUUUAAACCGGUGACCGGUCGACCGGGAUACUACUGGCGCGUAUCAGAUCAACGGGUACGGCAUAACCAUGGGCUGGUUUGGUCUCACGAGCUCAACCUCUACAUUGCACGCAAGAUAAAAGUGCCCUUCCUAUUCCUAAAAACCACCGAGACACCCAUCUUCGAGGAUCCUCGGUACCACCAGGAAACGAUCGAUACGCUCGUGGCGUGCAAUGAACGGUUCGUGAUGGGUACGGUGGAGGGCAAACAUCAUGCCCAUCUUUCGAACCCCGAACGUGUUGCACCAUUUGUGAGCGACUUUUUGACCAAAUACUGGACGAAAGACAAUUGGCAAGUGAGUAAACUCUAGCGUUGCGACCGUGACGCGUACACGUACAUGCAGUGCAAUAAUCGUUAGCUAACGAAGCGAACUAGACUUUAUGAUCUUCGGUGAAAGUGAAUUGUUGGGUUUGGGAAACCGUUUUUUUUUUUAUCCAAAGAAUAUAAGCACAAGGUCAA